This is a messenger RNA of Exserohilum turcica Et28A, 1593 nucleotides long. RefSeq lists its product as uncharacterized. The coding region runs from base 316 to 1494 and encodes 392 amino acids. Lineage: Eukaryota; Fungi; Ascomycota; Dothideomycetes; Pleosporales; Pleosporaceae. The record is from RefSeq and is a predicted model, not a curated record. The transcript has 2 exons. Gene Ontology annotation, molecular function: S-methyl-5-thioribose-1-phosphate isomerase activity.
CUUUUCACGUGCCGCCAUCCGAAAGCCCUUCUGCCGGCGGUGAGUCGCGAUGACGCAAUGUCGAGGCAGAGCGGCCCUGUCCACACCACUGCUAUAGAACGACGUACGUCGAGUAUCCCUAUGCACUGCAGGUGCACGCUUAUAUGAAGCAAGCGUCUUGCCUGGAGACGGCCCAGGCACCGCUCGGCCCGGUGUGCAGGUGCUAGUAGCGCCAGGGUCCCACGUUGGACUUGGACGUUGGGGGCAAUUGCUUGCAACCCAACCCAACCUCACCAUUGCCAAAUUUUCUGCUGCGCAAAACACAAGCCUUCCAAAAUGGUGCUGCAGGCAAUCAAGUACGAGCGGGGCCAGCUCCAAAUCCUCGACCAACUGAAACUCCCCCAUGCCGAAGAAUAUGACCACAUCUACUCCAGCACUGACGCCUGGCAUGCCAUCAAAGACAUGCGCACGCGGGGCGCGCCAGCCAUCGCCAUUGUGGCUGCCCUCGCCCUCGCCGUCGAACUCACAAACAUGAAGCUCGCUGCAGUCCCCGAAGAAGUCAAAGUCUUCAUUACAGAAAAGUUGGACUACCUCGUGACAAGCCGGCCCACUGCCGUCAACCUCGCAGACGCUGCUGGCAAACUGCGAAAGAUCACAGAGCAUGCCGCAGCGGAAGCGGGAGCAACCGGAGAGACUGUGCGCGAGGUAUACGUGACCGCCGCAGAGCAGAUGCUCGUCGAUGAUGUGAGCGACAACGAGAGCAUCGGAAAGCACGGUGCAGAAUGGAUAGUGAGCAACACCGAGGCGGGGAAAAAGGGCCCUGUUAGCAUGCUGACGCAUUGCAAUACUGGAUCUCUCGCAACGGCAGGAUAUGGCACAGCACUGGGUGUAAUCCGGUCAUUGCAUGCCAACGGCUCACUGAAGCAUGCCUUUUGUUCAGAGACUCGCCCGUACAACCAAGGCUCCAGACUGACAGCGUUUGAGCUGGUCCACGACAAGAUACCAGCGACUCUCAUCACUGAUUCGAUGGCUGCAGCCCUGCUUCGGCUACGGGGCGAGAGCGAGAACAUUGCCGGCAUCGUGGUUGGCGCAGACCGGGUAGCGGCAAAUGGCGACACUGCCAACAAAAUCGGCACAUAUUCACUCGCCAUCCUUGCUAGGCAUCACGGGGUCAAGUUUCUCGUAGCAGCGCCACGGACAACAAUUGACCUAAACACAAAGUCCGGCACAGACAUUGUCAUUGAAGAGCGACCUGGAAAGGAGGUGACGCUUGUCAAGGGACCGAGGCACGAUGGUGUCUCGCUCGAUCUGGGCGUCGUUGAGACUAUUAGCAUUGCAGCCAAUGGCAUUGGAGUAUGGAAUCCAGCAUUCGACGUCACUCCUGCAGAGCUCAUUGACGGCAUCAUCACCGAGGUGGGUGUGGUCGAGAAGGACAGCAAUGGGGUAUUCCACUUGGACAAGGUCUUCGAGGCCGAGGGUUCAGGUGCAAAGCCUUCGACUGUUGGUGGUCUAUAAGACGAUCGCCGCCUCCUUCUGGAGUGACUAGUAUACCUAAAAGUGAUUAGUACUAUACCUAGGAGUGAUUAGUAGUAGCUGACACAUGCUUUCAAAAUC